This is a messenger RNA of Macroventuria anomochaeta, 1686 nucleotides long. Its product is annotated as MFS general substrate transporter. The record is from RefSeq and is a predicted model, not a curated record. The transcript has 3 exons. Lineage: Eukaryota; Fungi; Ascomycota; Dothideomycetes; Pleosporales; Didymellaceae. Gene Ontology annotation, biological process: transmembrane transport. Gene Ontology annotation, molecular function: transmembrane transporter activity. Bases 1 to 1686 code for a protein of 561 amino acids.
AUGAAGACCCGCCAGGUUGCCGCAGAGGCAGCCGUCUUCGACCAAACCAAUCUUCUGCCGAAGAGACAGCUUAUCACCGUCCUGUGCGCACUGGCAGUAUCCCUGUUCAUUUCUUUCGUCGAUCAGAAUGGUAUAGGAGUAGCAUUGCCGACGAUAGGGGAGGAGCUCUGUGCUGAAGAGACGAUCAGUUGGGCAGGAACAAGUGCCUUGAUUGCGAAUACGAUCUUCCAAGUGCUCUAUGGACGCUUGUCAGACUUGUUCGGCCGAAAAGCCGUCUUUCUGUCCGCAUUGGCGCUGCUCGCAGUCAGUGAACUGCUGUGCGGGUUCUCGCAGAGUGCGACCAUGCUCUUCAUAUUCCGCGGUCUCGCAGGUGUUGCCAACGGCGGUAUCACUUCGUUGGCGAUGAUCAUCGUCUCCGAUAUCGUCACUCUGAAAGAGCGAGGCCAAUAUCAAGGAAUUCUCGGAUCUUGCGUGGGAUCUGGAAGCAUGGCCGGCCCAUUCAUCGCCGCUGCAUUUACACAACCAUCCACUUUUGGGGACACUACUUGGAGAGGCUUCUUCUGGCUUGUCAGCCCGCUUGUCGCUAUUGUCGGUGUGGUCUGCUUCUUCAUUCUGCCUACACCAAGGGACGCUCCACCGAUGAACUUCAAGGCUGUCUCCAAAGAGAUCGAUUACUUCGGCAUUAUAGCUGGGUCCGCUGCCAUCAUCCUCUUAUUGAUUCCCAUAUCUGAAGGUGGGAGCUAUUUUAAAUGGGACUCUCCCUUGGUCAUAUCAAUGCUGGCUGUCGGAGGCUGCUGCAUGGUCGGAUUCGUUGUCAUCGAGUAUUGCAUCGCCCGGUUACCCAUGAUGCCAUUAUCGCUCUUCACAUCUACACCGGUCUGCGUGAUGCUGAUUCAGAACCUUCUGUUCGGCAUUGUGUACUACUCACAAUUGUACUACCUUCCUCUCUUCUUCCAAAACGCGCACCAACUCACGCCCAUGAUGUCAGCUACCCUUCUUCUGCCGAUGACUUGCGCCCAGAUGGUGGCUUCAAUUCUCUCUGGUCAGUACAUAUCUCGAAGAGAGCGUUACGGAGAGGUCAUCUGGACAGGCUUCUUCUUCUGGACACUCGGAGUCGGUCUGACCUGCAUGUUUGACGUCGACACACCAAUCUACGCUAUGGUCAUUAUUCUAAUGGUCGAAGGUAUCGGUAUUGGAUGUAUUUUUCAGCCCACCUUGGUCGCUCUCCAAGCGCACUGCACCAAAGCGCAAAGAGCUGUGGUCAUCUCAAACCGAAACUUCAUACGCAGUCUUGGUGGAGCUAUCGGUCUCGCCAUCUCAGCCACUAUCUUGCAGAACACACUCCAAAAGGCUAUGCCUCCGGAGUUCGUAUCGCUUUCGCAGUCUGCUUACCACACUCCGGAUCUGAAAGCACUUGGAGCCUCACCUGCUCAGAUGCAAGAUAUCUCACACGCAUAUGCUCAAGCGAGCAGAUCGGUGUUCAUCAUGAACGCACCGUUCAUAGGACUGUGCCUCCUCGGUUGCUUGCUCAUUAAAGACCAUGGCUUGCAACGUCCAGAGGAAGUAAAGCCCGCAAAUGAGACUGCGCAAUCGAGCGAUGUUGGACUUGUGCUGAGUAUCGACACUGGUCCAAAAGAUUCUGAAUUUCCAGGAACUGGGCCCGAGAAAUCCAGAGUCGACGUUUAA